AUGACGAGAAGACGAAUUCCAGCAAAGAGUUCCAAAAGAUCCAAGAAGGAAAUAAUUUCGAGCGACGAUGAGGACACAGAAACCGACGUUGUUUGCAAUAAUGAUCAUCAUGUUGAUGAAAUUAAACACAAGAGAAAUCAUUCAGACCAUUACAUGACGAUGGAUGAUCAAGACGAUGCAAUUAUUAUUAUUUCCGAAGAUCAUGAUGAUGAUUCAACUCAACCCCGAAGGAGUACACGACAAGUUAAAAAACCAAAACGUAGCGAUGAAAUGGAAGAAGAGAUCACUGUACAAAAGAAAGAAGCAUCUUUUGGAAAGAAAGGAGCUAAAUCUAACUAUGCCAAUCAGGUGGCAAGAUUGUUUUACAAAAAUUCUGUUUUGAACAAAGUUAACUUGGAGGAUAUAUUUUCAUACGAUAUUUACAAACUGUUAAACGAAGAGCAUCAAAAAUAUCUGACACAGUUUUUAGUGCAGGAUGGUGUGGAUGUUGAUGAGCAAGGUUUUGCUAAACGAAAAAUGUUUUUAGAUCCUAAUUUUAAGGCGUCCAUUUCAGAGUUUGAGAGGUUGCUUUCAGAAGGUUAUUUAAACACCUCAAAAAAAUUCAAAGAUGUCAUUGAAAACGUGAUUGAGGUAAAUCAGAAGAAGGGAUACGUGGAAGAAGGUAUGGAAAGCUACUGGCUAGCAAAUGCAGACAAAAUUGAUACUUCAUGGGUAAAAAAUUUGGAAGAUUAA
Molecule: messenger RNA, 732 nt
Organism: Naegleria lovaniensis
Lineage: Eukaryota; Heterolobosea; Eutetramitea; Acrasida; Naegleriidae
Exons: 3
Coding region: 1-732 (243 amino acids)
Source: RefSeq, a predicted model, not a curated record